GAUAAAUAUCAUAACAAAAUGGCCAUCAACAAGAAAAUCUUCCUCGCAUUUGUUCUUACUAUCCUCUUUGUCGUACCUUCUAUUCAUUGCUCUGAUAACACUUCUGGUUUUGAAAUAAAGCAAGAGUAUAAGCAAUGCUACACCUCAGCUCCGUGUAUAAAGGGAGGGAGCAGUGAAUGCGAAAAGUUUUGUGUGGGUAUAAGCGGUUUACUAUACGGCAAAUGUAGACCUAACGACAACGUAUGUUGUUGUUUGUCAAAGACGACAUAAUUGAACCAAACAUAUGUAUUUGGUAGACUAAUGAUGUAGCAAUAUGGUUUUAAUAAUAUAAAUACAAGAUUCAGAGAG
Molecule: messenger RNA, 348 nt
Organism: Camelina sativa (false flax)
Lineage: Eukaryota; Viridiplantae; Streptophyta; Magnoliopsida; Brassicales; Brassicaceae
Product: putative defensin-like protein 111
Source: RefSeq, a predicted model, not a curated record